UCUAUGGAAAAUACAAAAAAAAAUGUUUUUUUUUUUUUGCUUUGACAAGUGAGUGACAACGCUCUACAUUCUCUAUUGUUCUUUUUCAUGGCUGACGUUCGAAGGAGCAAAUUGCAGUCAUGAAGCUGAACGUCUCAUACCCGGCAACGGGAUGUCAGAAGUUAGUCGAAGUAGUGGACGAGCAUAAGCUCCGUAUCUUCUAUGAGAAGCGUAUGGGCGCAGAAGUGGAAGCAGACCAAUUAGGAGAUGAAUGGAAGGGUUAUAUCCUACGUGUAGCCGGUGGUAACGACAAGCAGGGCUUCCCCAUGAAACAGGGUGUCCUCACCAACAGUCGUGUUCGUUUGUUGAUGUCAAAGGGCCACUCUUGCUACAGACCACGCCGUGAUGGUGAAAGAAAAAGAAAAUCAGUCCGUGGAUGCAUUGUAGAUGCUAACUUAUCUGUGCUGGCCCUCGUUAUUGUCCGCAAAGGAGCCCAGGAAAUUCCCGGCCUUACCGACGGCAACGUGCCCCGUCGUCUAGGACCCAAGAGAGCGUCCAAGAUCCGCAAGUUGUUCAACCUAAGCAAACAAGACGACGUCCGCCGCUACGUUGUCAAGCGUCUGCUGCCCCCUAAGGAAGGAAAGGAGAAUGCUAAACCCAGAUAUAAGGCCCCCAAAAUCCAGAGGUUAGUAACUCCCGUGGUGCUGCAACGCAGGCGCCACCGCCUGGCGCUGAAGAAGAAGCGCCUCGCCAAGCGCAAGUCCUCCGAGGCGGAAUACGCCAAACUGCUCGCGCAGAGGAAGAAGGAAUCCAAGGUACGUCGCCAAGAAGAACUCAAGCGCAGGCGUUCAGCUUCUAUCCGGGAUUCCAAGAGCUCUAGCACGAGUGCGCCGCAAAAGUGAUACUUUUACCAAUAAAAAUUUAUAAAACUACCUAA
This is a messenger RNA of Maniola jurtina (meadow brown), 916 nucleotides long. It is a transcript of the gene RpS6, whose product is annotated as 40S ribosomal protein S6. Lineage: Eukaryota; Metazoa; Arthropoda; Insecta; Lepidoptera; Nymphalidae. Gene Ontology annotation, biological process: translation. Gene Ontology annotation, molecular function: structural constituent of ribosome. The transcript is spliced from 6 exons. The record is from RefSeq and is a predicted model, not a curated record. The coding region runs from base 120 to 881 and encodes 253 amino acids. Gene Ontology annotation, cellular component: ribosome.